AGUAACCUCAAAUGUGCCUGUAAAUAUAAAAUUUUAAUAGUUAUAUUUAGCUCAACCCUCACAACAUGAGCCGAAAUUACCAAGAAGACCAGAAUAAUGAGAUUGAAGCGCUCGAUUCAAUUUACUGCGGAGAUAUGGAAGUCGUUGAAACCGAACCACACAAAUUUAAAAUUCCCAUAGCGACUGAGGAAUACAACGUCGAGGAGGGCGACAAUGGGUUGGCAUGCAAACUUCUGUUCACUUUUACACCUACAUAUCCAGAUGAAGCACCUCUUGUGGAAAUCGAGGAUACUGUGAAUUUUGAAGAGAAUUUUGUGGCAGGGCUUUUGGAGCAUCUGUGUGAAACAAUUGAGGAAAACAUUGGAAUAGAAAUGAUAUUUUCGUUAGUAAGCAGUGCCCAAGAAUGGCUAAACGUCCGUUGGGAUGAUCAUAAAAAGAACGCCGAAGAAGAGCGCGUCCGCAAGGUCCUCGAAACAGAGGAAGAAGAGCGAAAGAAAUUUGAAGGUACACGUGUUACUGUUGAGACAUUCAUGAAGUGGAAGUUGGAAUUCGAGGAAAGCAUGGGUAUUUCAGCAAAACGAGAAAAGAACAACGAUUCCAAAAAGCUAACAGGCCGAGAAUUAUUCAUGUGUGACAACACUUUGAACGAUUCUGACAUCAAAUUUCUGCUGGAGGCUGGUGACUCAAUUGAAAAUGUUAAAAUUGAUGAAAAGCUGUUUCAGGACAUUGGCGACUUGGAUUUGGAUGAUGACGACGAUGAUGAUGAAGACUGGGUUCCCGGUGCCGAUUAGGGUCGUGCUGUGCUUAAAAUUGUUAUUCACUUUCAUAAAAGUAUCUUCAUAAAAAUUACAACAACAAAAACGAAAAACUAAAACUGA
This is a messenger RNA of Scaptodrosophila lebanonensis, 878 nucleotides long. RefSeq names its product RWD domain-containing protein 1. Gene Ontology annotation, molecular function: protein binding. The coding region runs from base 66 to 791 and encodes 241 amino acids. The record is from RefSeq and is a predicted model, not a curated record. The transcript has 3 exons. Gene Ontology annotation, biological process: cytoplasmic translation. Lineage: Eukaryota; Metazoa; Arthropoda; Insecta; Diptera; Drosophilidae.